AUGCCUCAAUCCUCGUUUGACAGGAUUGCUAAUCUCAUUAAUGAAGCAUCUUUAACACUUUCAACUAGUGUUAAAGUAACUAAUUUGCUUCAAGUGAAGGAAUUGCUAAUACAUCGCGAAAGCUCUUUGUUGGACAGCUUUUUUGAGGAGGUUGUUAAAUUUCAACACGAUCCUAAUUCUGAAGUUAAAAAAGCUGUAAUCGGCUUCAUCGAAGAAGCUUGUCGUGUUGAUACAGGUCUACUGAAAAGAGCAGUUGGCUCAUUAUUCUAUCUCUUUUCUACAGCAAUCCAACAAGAACCACCAUCUAUCAGUUUAUUAAAGCGUCUUAUGUCAUCAAUGAUCCCAAUAUAUCGUACUGCUUUAUCAUGUGCUGUUAAAAUUGGUAUAAUUGAUUCUGGUGUAGCAAUCGGGAGUGGUAGUGGAAUCACUGCCAAUUCAACAGCUGAUAUCGCUUUGGAAACAUUUCGUAGUUUAGCUGGACUUAAAGAUGAACUUGUCCGAUUGAUGUUACCAAUGGAAGUAUCAGGAACAUCAGUUUUUGGUCAAUAUCAUCCUUCAAUCUUGCAUAGUGAUGUGAUACGAAUUCAAGCAAUUAGUCUUAUUCAAUGUGUAAUUAUUUUACACUCUCGUCGUCUACCCAACUCUGAAAUCCCACGUGCCAAUGAAGGUGAUAUAUCCUUAGAUCAGAUACCAGCGCUUACAAAUACCCAGUUACAGUCUAUCCUAGAGGCGAGUACAGCCGCUUCAUCAGCUACUCUUCUUCCCGGUGUUUGUUUAGUUAGACCGCAUCGGUUGGCAGAGGAAGCUGAACGUUUAUUCGCCGGUUUAUCAAGUUGGCCUGUACGUGGAAAGCCUAGUGUUACUGCAGGAUCAGUCACAUGUCCAGUUGUUGAAGCAGUAAUGGAUUCAUUAGUGAAUAUUGCUAGACAAAGACCACAAUUUAUGGAUCGUGUUGUGCAAGCAUUUGAAACAGUUCAUGUAACCUUACCGCCUCACUUCUCUGAUAAUCAAGUUAGUUCUGUGAGGAAGAAGUUAAAAAAUGGUUUACUACAGUUAUUACGACAUCCAGCUGGUGUAUCUGAUUUUCAAGGGCGAAUCACAAUACUGCUAACUGAUCUGGGCGCUACUCAAGCAGAGGUAUUACAAGCAUUACAAAGUCAUACAGAAUUAUCACGUUCACGUCUUUAUCCAGAUCCAAGUACAUUUAUGGUUAGUCGUAUAGAACCAGGUUCUUUAGAUCAUGGGGAUGUUGACAUGCGACAGCAGCGGCAACAACAACUUCUUCGCCAGCAAUCAAUACCUCCGGUUACACCAGCUUCUUCAUCCACUGUUGUCUCUACAACCACUCAGUCAAGUAAUAUACAGCCAACUGAUAUGAAAACAUCCUUCAGUAGUAGUCAAUCACAAGCUACUUUGUCAGCAACAGCAACACCGUCGACAACUGCAGUAACCAUUUCUGCUACACCAUCUUCUACAGAUUCUACCAAGUUACAGACAGAAUCAACAUCAAGUCAGAAAGAUGCACCGACAACUUCUGGCGGAUUCACAUUAGCUGAGGCAGAAGCAGCUCUUCGAUUCGACGAUGAUGAUGACGACGAUGAAGAUGAUGAAGACAUUCAGAUACCUCGUUCAUCUAGACGUCUAAAAAAGAAGAAGAGACGGUUAUCUACUACUACUACUACUAAUACAGGGAAUCUAACACCUGGUGGUGGUAGUGGUAAUAAAUCGAUCACUUCAAAAACUGGAUCUACAGAAGUUAAAAGUCAAAUGCCACAAGUUGAUAUGAUCACAUCAAGAAUAGUACCAAAACUGACAACAGCUAAUGUCGCUGAUUUAGUUUUACUCAGUAUGGUCACUUUACCCGAUCAAAUGCCUGCAUCAUUUCAUUCGACGUAUACACCGAUAGCAGCGGCUGGAACAUCAGCACAAAUACGUCAUUUAGCCCGUAUGCUUGCUGUCCAACUGAGUGUAUGGGCUGGUGAAGGUGGACAGUAUGAAGUAGCUGAUCGGAUAAAUCAAGUGGAGACGCUGUUAAUUCCUGUUGACGAUGCAGAUGAUGAUCGUGGUGAUAGCCAAGGCAUACGUAAACGUAGCUUCAAAAGUGAACCACGUGCCUCUGAACAAGGCAGUGAUAUGCAGAAAGAAUCGAUGAAAUCUAAAAAACGACGUUUGCAUAUGUUAGGUGGUCAGACAUCGGCUGAAAAUGAUCCAGAGGCGGAGGAUGCUGUAAUUCGUGCUAAUGCUGCACGUAAAAUGCACACUGCACAAACCAUGAAUAUCUCCACCCUCGUUGGAUAUGGUACACAACAACAACAAAUGAUCAAUGAAUCUUUGGAUAUGAAGAUGCUUCCACCUGGUGUACCUGGUGGUGGUGGUGGUAUGAUGCCAAUGUUCCCAGGUCAGAAUACCAUGUCGUUGCCGCCUACAAUGCCACCAAAUAUGCUGAUGCCUGGCUUUAAUCCCUCUCAACCGCCACCACCGCUAAUGCCUAUGAUGAUGCCACCGGGUAUGAUACCACCACCACCGCCACAACAACAACAAACACCUUCACAACCAACAGUAAUGUCAGGUCAAGCAACACUUGGCAAUGUGCCUUUCAAUCAGUAUACCAGUUCAACUAUACAUAUGCCUCAGACGGAUUUAAUUGUCCCUUCAUCUGUUCGACCAUUUUCACUCGACGCUGCAAAUGCUUUUCUCAGUCGUGAUGUUCAACGUCAGUUGGCGCGUGAUGCAUUCAUGCGUAUUUUAGAGGGUUUCGAGACACCAUUCACCCGUCAUCAAUCCCUUAAUGAUGGAACAAUUGUUCCUACACCAGCUGGAACUGAUUUAAUUACUGGUCACAUUGAUAUCAUUAGAAUGAAGCUAUUAACACGGCUUACAACACGUCGUUUCGGUGGAAAUGAAUACUAUAAUAUACUAAUUGAUCAUGCUAUCAAAAAUCUUCGCUAUGGUUUCGAAUUAUUAUCAAGAUUACUUAUGCAAGAGUAUUGUCGUUACCGUGGUUUCCAGUUAGCUGGUUUUAGUGCAUUUAUGGAUUCACGUCGACAUCAGUUAUCUGUGUUAAGAGAACAAAUACGUAAACGGUUGGAAUCAUCUACAGAAAAUGGUUGUAAUAAUAGUGAUAAUCAUAAUUCAUGUGAGAAAUUAUCCAAAACCGAUGACAAUGACAAAAGCCUGUUGUCAGAUACAAACGACGACGCUGCCAACACAGACGCUAGUAGUGAUAAUCAUGAGAAGACUGUCGAAGGGGGGGAUAUGUCUACAGAUGAAAUCUCUCAUGAUGAAGGUGGAAAGCACCAGAAAAAGCGUAAUGACAAUAAUAAUAAUAAUAAUAAUAGGAAGAGGAAAAUCUCAGAUGACAACUCAAUGAAACCAAAAUGCACAGAUGACGCUGGUGAUAAUGAUGAACCUAUCGGAGAAGAGAAGAACGAUAAAGACGAUACUGUUGUGGCGGCGGCGAACACAGCAGAUGCGGAUGAAGAGACAAAAUCAUCGUUAUCGAACUCUUCUUCUUCUUCUUCCUCUGUGAAAGAUACUUCUCGAAGACAGUCGAAAAGAUCAAAGAAGGAGGUUUCAGAAGAUUUGAAACCGUCUAGUAAGGAUAAAUUAAGUAUUCUGAAGACACCGAUAGCUCCUCCGGAUGACUUAGGUUGUCUAUCAUUUUAUGAUUGUUUGUUGAUUACAAUUCUGCAGAAAUUAUCCAAUCCAGAAAUACGUCAACACUAUUUUGGUAGAUUUCUAAUUGAAGCACCUUUAAUAACCCCUGGAGCAAUCAAUGAAUUAAAACGGUAUUGUUCAUUACCGGAACAAGCAACUUAUGGCUUUGAGGUUCUACGUACACUCAUUGAAACACGUUCAAUCGCUCAAAGAGAAGAUAUGCUUAAUAUGUUACUACAUUUUUGUUCUGUUGAUGGACUGGAAGUACGUAAAGCAGCACUGACAGCUACAAGAGAAUUGGCUAACUCUGAUUCUCGUUGGCAAGAACAUAUAGAGAUGUUUGCUGUACAAAUGCUUAAAAAAUUGUUACAACCACGUCCAACUCCAGAUAUCUUUCCAUUUCUUAAUCAUGCUUCAAUACCCUCAACAUGGACAGAUGAAGCAUGUCAAGCGUGUGCACAUUUAUUUCUUGGUUUGAUGCCACAAAGUCCAUCACUUAUGCAUAAGUUAGCUGAAGUCUAUACUCAGGCUAGUCCGAAUAUUAAACGAUGUCUACUAAGAAUGGUGGAUUCUCCAAUCCGAGAUAUUGGUAUCUAUUCAGUUGACUUACAAAAUCUAGUCGACGAGUGUCCAACUGGUGCUGAAACGCUUAUCACACGUAUGAUACACAUUUUGACGGAUUCCCCAUCAGCUGUUUCAGCCAGUCAUCUAGCAGCCAAUAGCAGCUCACACACUACCACAAAUUCAUCAUCUGUCACUGCUGCUGCUAAAACACACGCUUUACCUCAAAGUCCUCCACCUGCCGCUGCUCAAACAUCCUUAUCAGCAACAACAACAUCCAUGGUUGUUGGACCAGCAGGUGUUAUUGUACCACCACCAUCUCUAGUCAGUCGUGUCUAUAGUCUGUAUGAAGAAAGAAUACACGAUGUCCGGUGUCUUAUUCCUGUUAUCGUUGGUUUAACUAAACAACAAGUUAUUGCCGCUUUACCAAAAUUAGUACAGCUGAAUGAGAAAGUUGUUAAAGAAGUAUUACAUCGUUUACUUCAUGCUAGUGUAUCUACUCAGUAUGCUCCAGUAAAUAAAGGCGUUAAAAAUAUUCCUUUUGAUCCAACUGGUAAAUCUCCACCACCUGGUCCACUGAAACCUGAAGAAUUGUUAGUUGCUGUGCAUUUAUUAGAAUUUGCUAGAGAUCCUACAGCUCAACCGUUGAAUGAAGGAAAACCAACAAAACCCUAUGUAAAUCUCCAGUCUAUCCUGCAUGCAUGUCGUGUUUGUUUUUCUGAGCGUCGUUUAUUUACUCAAGAACGUUUGUCAGUUGCAAUUGGACAACUCUUAGAACAACCUGUACUGCCCACUUUGUUUAUGCGUACUGUAAUGCAAGCGUUAGCUUUACAUCCAAGAUUAACUGGUUAUGUGAUCAAUGUGUUGGUUCGGCUAAUACGUAAACAGGUAUGGAAAAGUGAAAAACUAUGGGAUGGGUUUAUCCGUUGCUGUGUUAAAACUAGACCACAAAGUUAUCAAGUCCUGUUACAAUUACCACCGGAUCGAUUAGAAGCUGUAUUCCGAUGGGAACCAGCUAUGCGUGCUCAAGUGAGACGUUAUGUAGAGAAUUUCUCUUCAGCUCAGCGUAUUCAUAUUUCAAAAGCAAUUGUUGAAGUCCUAGAGCAUGUACCUACACCACCUCGUGUACCGACACCUGAGGAUCAAUCGAAACCGGAUACCGUUGUUGUUGGUGACGGUGGUGGUGCCGGUGACGAUAAUAGUACAGAAGUUAAAGAACAAAACACCGCUCAAUCUGGAAACAACAGUCCAACAUCAUCAGGUCCAGGUACACCCACACGUGAUGAAAUGUCACACUAUGAUACACCGUCAUCAUCAUCAUCAUUUAUUCCAGCUGCAAUGUUCAAUCAACCUUCUUCUUCUAAUAUCCCUGUGAUGAAUAUAAAUACGGCUACAUCCAGUGGGAUAGAUAAUCAAUAUCAUCAAAUCCCUUCAUUGAGUGGAUCGAAAAAUCCUAUACAACAACAACAACAAUUCGCCACUGGAUCAUACAAUCCACUGUCUAGUCAAUCAAACCUGCUUAAAACAACAACAGCAGCAGCAACAACCACUAUCACCACAAUGACGGGAACACCACUGACGACUGUGUCUGAUAUGCCUGGCAGUGGUGGUGGUGAUACACAAGUAGAUCCAACUGUAGAGGAAUUAUUCGAAGAUGAUUAUCACCGUCAGUCGUCCUCUUCAGCACAACCACCACCAACAGGAGAAGGAUCAGUUUCACAACUGGAUGAUGACUAUGAUAAUAUGAUGAAUCAUUCACCGCCUCAAAUCACAAUGGAUAUAUCACAUCAAUUGAAAAAGAAUAUGAAGUCGAAGCCAGCUUUAGUUCUACAAGAAAUGGAUAAUGAACAAUUGGAUUUUGAAGAAAAUUCUGAUCCAAUCAGUGAAUCAGACGCAUCAAAUCGACAGAUUCAUCAACAAUCCUACCAUUAUCGUCAUCAUCAUCAUCAUCCUCAUGAAGAACAACACCUCGACAAGGAUUCUAAUGCUGGCGACGAUUAUGGUGGUGGUGGUGAUGAUGAGGAUGAUGGUGAACCUCCAAUACUCCCCACAUCUACUAGUUCUAGUUUAAAACGUUGGCGUGAAAGUGAAGAUACUGCUUCAAGGAGUGGUGGUGGUACAGCAGCAGCAGCAGUCGGAGAAAUGUUGAACAAACAAACCGAUGAACGAAGUCAAGAUCUUUUACAGACUAAUCCAUCUUCAGGGAUUUCUACUGGUGGUGGUAGUAUAUCGAUUAGCAGAGGAAAACGUCCAGUCGAUGUAAAUAAAUUGGAAGCCGACAGGAAACGUUUAGAAGAAGAGGCAGUUAAAUAUAAACAAUUAAAGGCGGAGAGAAGACAGCAACAACAACACCGUAAACAACACCAAAACCAACAACAGCAACACCAACAGUCCUCAUCUGGUGCACCUGGAUCAGAAUAA
This is a messenger RNA of Trichobilharzia regenti, 6639 nucleotides long. The record is from the annotation of a GenBank genome assembly. Lineage: Eukaryota; Metazoa; Platyhelminthes; Trematoda; Strigeidida; Schistosomatidae.